This is a messenger RNA of Colletotrichum graminicola M1.001, 1164 nucleotides long. Its product is annotated as SPFH domain/Band 7 family protein. NCBI's taxonomy places the organism in Eukaryota, Fungi, Ascomycota, Sordariomycetes, Glomerellales, Glomerellaceae. Gene Ontology annotation, cellular component: membrane. Bases 1 to 1164 code for a protein of 387 amino acids. The transcript is spliced from 2 exons. The record is from RefSeq and is a predicted model, not a curated record.
AUGGCUUCGGCGGUAACCAAGGCCGCCCUCUUCCCGCCUCUGCGACGAGCUCUCGUCCAGUCGCGCGGUUUCCAGACCAGCACCAAGAGCCUACUGCCCUCGGCUUUCGGCGUUGGCUCCAGCAUUCCCCCGUCCUACUUCCAGAAGGCGUCGCUCCCCGCCAACACCAUCAUCCGCUUCGUUCCGCAGCAGACAGCAUGGAUUGUCGAGCGCAUGGGCAAGUUCAAUCGCAUUCUCGAACCCGGUCUGGCCAUCCUGGUUCCCUUCAUCGACCGCAUCUCCUACGUCAAGUCGCUCAAGGAAAACGCCCUCGAGAUCCCCAGUCAGAGCGCCAUCACGGCCGACAACGUCACCCUUGAGCUCGACGGUGUCCUGUACACCAGAGUUUUCGAUGCCUACAAGGCCAGCUACGGAGUCGAAGAUGCCGAAUACGCCAUCUCGCAACUGGCGCAAACCACGAUGCGAUCCGAGAUCGGCCAGCUGACCCUCGACCACGUCCUCAAGGAGCGCGCAGCUCUCAACACCAACAUCACCGCCGCCAUCAACGAGGCUGCACAAGCCUGGGGUGUUACCUGCCUGCGUUACGAGAUCCGGGAUAUCCACGCGCCUGCCGGCGUCGUCGAGGCCAUGCACCGCCAGGUCACCGCUGAGCGCUCCAAGCGAGCCGAGAUUCUCGACUCCGAGGGUCAGCGGCAGUCGGCCAUCAACAUCGCCGAGGGUAAGAAGCAGAGCGUCAUUCUCGCUUCCGAGGCCAUGCGUUCCGAGCAGAUCAACCGAGCGUCCGGUGAAGCUGAGGCUAUUCUCAUGAAGGCCAAGGCUACAGCGGCCGGAAUCGACGCCAUCGCCAAGAGCAUCGCCAACGGCGAGGAGGCGGCACAGGGCGCCGUCAGCUUGUCCGUCGCCGAGAAGUACGUCGACGCAUUUGCCAAGCUGGCCAAGGAGAGUACGGCGGUCGUUGUCCCCGGAAACGUUGGCGACAUUGGAGGCAUGAUUGCGACAGGCCUGAGCGUCUACGGCAAGGUGGGCGAGGCGCAGGCCAGGACAAUGGCAAAGCAGAUUGCCAAGGGCUCGGAAGGGGAGCCCACUGACGAUGCGCCCAAGGGGCCCAAGGAGCUGAAGGAGUCGGUGCUUGAGAGCUUCGACGAGGCUGCGGGCAACAAGUAA